This is a messenger RNA of Chanos chanos (milkfish), 1893 nucleotides long. RefSeq names its product solute carrier family 24 member 2 (gene slc24a2a). The coding region runs from base 1 to 1893 and encodes 630 amino acids. Gene Ontology annotation, molecular function: calcium, potassium:sodium antiporter activity; calcium channel activity. Gene Ontology annotation, biological process: intracellular calcium ion homeostasis; long-term synaptic potentiation; calcium ion transmembrane transport. Lineage: Eukaryota; Metazoa; Chordata; Actinopteri; Gonorynchiformes; Chanidae. Gene Ontology annotation, cellular component: plasma membrane. The transcript is spliced from 11 exons. The record is from RefSeq and is a predicted model, not a curated record.
AUGGGUUUGGAGGAGCAAUGCUCAGACUCUGAGCCGGUGCCAUGCCAGGUUGGCAGGUGCACACGGCAUCUACGGAGGAAGCUGCACCCGGUGCGUGCUCUGCUUCUCCUCUUCAGUCUGCUAGCAAUAAGCACGGUCCCUUUGUCCUUCAGUGCCUUCACACAGGGCUCUGGCCUGCUGGACACAGCUGCUUUUCCACACCGGACACUGCUAUCUACACAGCACCAGAACCAACAGAACCUAUCUGAGGACAUGCCCAUGGCCCUGCGUCUAUCGUCUGAUGGUAACGGCUCUAAGGAUCAGGGCGAUUAUCCCCCUGAUAUUUUCAGCGUAGAAACGAGGCGUCAGGGUGCUGUGGUUCUGCACGUGUUUGGAAUGCUGUACAUGUUCAUCGCCUUAGCCAUCGUCUGUGACGAAUUCUUUGUCCCUGCACUGACUGUUAUUACAGAGAAGCUGGCUAUCUCUGAUGAUGUAGCUGGGGCGACGUUUAUGGCGGCAGGUGGCUCCGCCCCAGAACUCUUUACCUCUGUCAUAGGAGUCUUUAUCUCCCGUAGCAAUGUGGGUAUCGGCACCAUCGUUGGCUCAGCCGUUUUCAACAUCCUAUUUGUCAUUGGCAUGUGCGCUGUCUUCUCCAAGGAGAUCCUGAAUCUCACAUGGUGGCCUCUGUUCAGAGACGUUUCCUUCUACAUCCUGGAUCUCAUCUUGCUCAUCAUUUUUUUCCUGGAUAACUACAUCACCUACUGGGAGAGCAUUAGCCUCCUGCUGGCCUAUGCGAGCUAUGUGCUCUUCAUGAAGUAUAAUGCUAAAGUGGAGAAUGUGGUCAAAGGUCUCAUGAACAGAAAUCAGGUGGUGGAAGUGGAGGCCCAGCCUAAGGGGAGUCCGGGGACAGUGGAGGAUGAGACCAAGCUGUCGGCUAAGCCCCGCCUCCAGAGAGGGGGCAGCUCUGCCUCUCUACACAACAGCCUGAUGAGGAAUAGCAUCUUUCAGCUGAUGAUCCACACUCUGGAUCCCCUCAGUGAAGAAUUUGCUGAUUCUGAACUUGGGACAUAUGGCAAGCUAAAAUAUUAUCACUCAAUGACGGAGGAAGGGAAGUUCAGGGAGAAAGCUUCCAUACUACACAAGAUUGCUAAGAAGAAAUGUCAGGUAGAGGAUGCAAAUGGAAUAGCAGAUAAGAAUCUUCCAAACAGCUCCAGUGUGGAAGUGGAGGUCACGCCACCCAUGAAUGGCACUGCUGGUCAAGAGGGGGAUGCAGGUGAUGAUGAUGAUGAUGAAGACCAGCCUCUCAGCCUGGCCUGGCCGGAGACCAACCGAAAGCGCUUCACAUACCUCUUCAUUCUGCCCAUUGUUUUUCCUUUGUGGAUCACUUUGCCCGAUGUCCGAAAACCAACCUCCAAGAAGUAUUUUCCUAUUACAUUCCUGGGGGCUAUUUGCUGGAUUGCUUGCUUCUCUUACCUCAUGGUAUGGUGGGCACACCAGGUUGGUGAAACCAUCGGGAUUACAGAGGAGAUUAUGGGUUUGACCAUUUUAGCAGCAGGAACCUCCAUUCCAGACCUGAUCACCAGCGUUAUAGUGGCCCGGAAAGGCUUAGGGGACAUGGCUGUGUCCAGCUCUGUCGGCUCUAACAUUUUUGACAUCACCGUGGGGUUACCGUUUCCAUGGCUGCUGUACUCUUUCAUAAAUGGCCUUCGUCCCGUGGGCGUUAGCAGCAAUGGCCUGUUCUGCACCAUUGUGCUGCUCUUCCUGAUGCUCCUGUUCGUCAUCAUUUCCAUUGCUGCCUGCAGGUGGAAGAUGAGCAAGCUGCUGGGCUUCAUCAUGUUCAUGCUCUAUGUGGUCUUCCUGGUGGUCAGUGUUUUGCUGGAAGACAGGAUCAUCUUUUGCCCUGUCACCAUUUGA